GGAUAUCCUGAAGCGCGGGGGUUCAGCAGUGGAUGCUGCCAUUGCAGCUCUGCUGUGUGUGAGUGUGAUUAACCCUCAGAGUAUGGGCAUCGGUGGAGGACUGGUGUUUACCAUAUACAAUGCUUCGAAUGGAAAGGUGGAGACAAUCAAUGCUCGAGAGACUGCCCCAAUGAGUGCUACAGCAAACAUGUUUGACAAUGAUCCUCAAAAAAAGUAUCCAGGAUUAUUAAUAGCUGUACCAGGAGAACUGCGUGGUUAUGAAAUGGCACACAAAAGGUAUGGGAAACUGCCAUGGAAAGAUCUGUUUGUGCCCAGUAUAAAGCUGGCAUCGGAGGGAUUUAAGAUUGGCAAAGCCCUGGCCAAUGCCAUCAAUGAUGAAAAAGAGAAAAUUCUGAAAAAUGCAGCAUUGCGUGAAGUGUUUUGUGACUCACACAAUACCACCUUGAAGGAAAAUGAUACUAUAAGUUUUCCCCAACUUGCUGCCACCUACUGGAAGAUAGCAAAAAAUGGAGCAAAUGCAUUUUACAAUGGGUCCCUGGCUCAGACUCUAGUGAAUGACAUCAAUGCUGCAGGGGGAAAUAUCACACUUCAAGACCUAAAGGAUUAUAAACCAGAGUUGAUAGAGUCUGCAUUGAACUUUACAGUGGGGAAAUACACAUUCUAUGCUCCUACUGCUCCAUUCGGUGGACCUGUGCUCGCUCUGAUAAUGAAAAUACUCCUGGGCAAGGGUACAAAAGGUUCUUCAGGUUUUGGCUUCUCAAAGAAAAGUGUGUCCACACCAGAGAAUAUGACUUUGACCUAUCAUCGCAUCAUAGAGGCUUUCUGCUUAUCUACUGCCUUGAAGAAUAAUCUGUCUGACCCACGUUAUGAUAAAAGUGUCACUGAGUUAAUCAAAAACAUGACUUCAGACAGCUUUGCGGACGACGCCAGGAGGAAGAUUAAAGAUAACAUUGCAACCGCCUGCAACAAGCUGCUGGAUGACAAUGAUGACAAUGGCACAUCUCACGUGUCUGUCCUUGAUAAAGACGGCUAUGCAGUGGCGGUGACCAGCAGCAUCAAUAACUAUUUCGGUUCUGGUGUGAUGUCAGGCUGUUCAGGCAUCAUAUUUAAUGACCAGAUGUCAGAUUUCAUUCAGAUGAAGAGUGAACGCAACAAAAUUGAAGGAGGUAAGAGACCACUGUCAUCAAUGUGUCCCACAAUAAUACUGGGCAAAUCCAAAGGAAAAGGGGGGAAAGUGAGAAUGGUGGUUGGAGCUGAAGGAGGGACGAACAUCACCACAUCUGUUGUUCAGGUGAUCCUGAACUACCUGUACUUUGGCUAUUAUCUGAAGACAGCUGUUGAUCAACCCAGAUUUCACAUCACACCAAAUGGGACAUAUGUGGAUGAUAACUUUGAUGAGAGAGUGAUUAAAGGCUUGGAGGAGAAGAAUCAUACUAUUAUACGUAACGAUACUGAAGAUUCAGUGGUUCAGGCGAUUGGACGAGAAUGCACCAAAAUCUGUGCUGCAUCUGACUUCAGGAAAUAUGGCAAACCUGCUGGAUACUGACCGCUGCUUCUGCGUUCAUGCUGCAGUUUUCAAUUAUGUUUAUAUGUGAAGUAGCUGUAGAGUGACAGCUUUAGUUUGUUUUCAAUGACAUGUACUUUUUAUGAAAUGACCAAGAACCAAAAUGCAAAAAACAUUUCAAAAUACGGAAGUGAGAAAACAUACAGUUCCAUGGCAUGUAAAAAUAUCACAUGGUCAAUUUUUACAGGUCAGAAUACUGGCCAUUGGCGGGUGCAGUAAAAUGUUUGUUUUAGACCCAGCUAAAUAAAAACAAGAGCAGGUAAUACACCAUGUGUUAUAUUACAAAAUUCCUUUUAAAUGUUUCUAAUUUCACAGUAAUAUUUCAGCUGUUUUUAUUUAGCUUAUCUAAAAAUCUGCUUAGAAAUUGCAGAAAUUUAUAAGCUCAAAACAAGAGUUUAAUAGAUAUAUUGGUGGAAAAAAAAUCAAUAAAGUUUCCUUUUAGUCUA
This is a messenger RNA of Danio rerio (zebrafish), 2010 nucleotides long. Lineage: Eukaryota; Metazoa; Chordata; Actinopteri; Cypriniformes; Danionidae. The record is from RefSeq and is a predicted model, not a curated record.